Molecule: messenger RNA, 663 nt
Organism: Corylus avellana
Lineage: Eukaryota; Viridiplantae; Streptophyta; Magnoliopsida; Fagales; Betulaceae
Source: RefSeq, a predicted model, not a curated record
AUGGAUUCUGACCCUUCUGAUAUAGUCGUACUCUCUUGCAUGACAUACCAGGUGGCUUUAGCUCCCAACUGCCACGCAUGUCCACGUGUCACCGACAAGCAUAUCCUUUCCAGCUCUCAUCCUCGUACGUAUAACACUGUAAAACGCUUGAAAUUUCUUAAACCAAAAAUGUCCACUCUCUCUGCAAUUUCGUCAAAUCUCGUGAAAAGAACCAUCCCAUUUUGCUCAUUCAGCUCAUCUACUGUAAAAGCUCCACCCUUAUUGCUUUCCUACAAUCCAAUCUUUCGCAAACAUCCGAUGCGUCUCUCGGCACGGUUGCUUGCCAAUGAAGCGGGCAGGAGCCCGCCGGAGUUCCCACCGGAAGUGCCACAAGUUCCUUUCACUCCAGAGAUCGACCCCAGUAGUACUCCAGCUGAGGUACACACUAACCCUCCACCGUAUACUACUCCAGGGCCGAAACCGGGACCGGAAUUCCCUAGGCCGCCGAUACCGCCGCAGCCGGACCCGGUACCGGAACUCCCGGAACCGAUUAUACCACCACGUCCGGACCCCGAUAUCCCGCAUCCGAAACCUGAUGUGGUGCCGCCGGGGCCGGAUAUUGUUCCUCCGCCAUCAACGCCGCCACAGGAUAUCAGUCCCCCAACUGGGCCAUAUGUCGUGUAG